This is a messenger RNA of Neltuma alba, 716 nucleotides long. RefSeq names its product NADH dehydrogenase [ubiquinone] 1 alpha subcomplex subunit 8-B-like. Gene Ontology annotation, cellular component: respiratory chain complex I. The transcript is spliced from 3 exons. Bases 137 to 457 code for a protein of 106 amino acids. The record is from RefSeq and is a predicted model, not a curated record. Lineage: Eukaryota; Viridiplantae; Streptophyta; Magnoliopsida; Fabales; Fabaceae. Gene Ontology annotation, biological process: mitochondrial electron transport, NADH to ubiquinone.
GCUGUUCAUUGUGCUCCCAAGCUCCUCGCCUACACUCAGGCACUGCCCUAAUCGUCCGUCUGUACUUCUCUUCCCCGACAAGACGACCUGAACAUCGGAGAAUUCGGGCAUAAAGAGCUGAGUAACCAAGUUGGGAAUGGCGAGCGCUGUUGAUGCUUCGGGGAAUCCGAUCCCAACGUCGUCCGUGUUGAUGGCGGCGUCUAAGCACAUUGGGGUAAAAUGUCACUCGGAGAAUUUGGAUUUCCUGAGAUGCAAGAAGAAGGAUCCAAACCCUGAGAAGUGUCUCGAUAAAGGUCGGGAGGUUACCCGCUGUGUCCUCAACCUGCUAAAGGAUCUACACAAGAAGUGCACAAAGGAGAUGGAUGAGUACGUGGGAUGCAUGUACUAUUACACAAAUGAAUUUGAAAUGUGUCGCAAAGAGCAGCAAGCAUUUGAGAAAGCAUGCCCCCUAGAAUGAAACCCUGCCCUUUCCCUUUAUGUUUACAUUAAUAACACAGGCUGACUCGCAGUGAGUGACCCAAUUCUCCAUUUUUCUUAAAUUACUGUAUCACUUGGUUUUUAUGGCAUUUUUUUUAAUGUCUAUGUUGCUCAUCUAAAAAAUUGCGUGAGAAAUGCUUCCGAAUUGGGCAUUUAUUAUCUUUCAAACAUAAUAAUUGGUUAGUACUGUUGAUGUUAGGUCUUGCUUGUAGUGUAAUAAUCAUUUUGGCAUUGGCAAA